This is a messenger RNA of Apis laboriosa (Himalayan honeybee), 1721 nucleotides long. It is a transcript of the gene Pdi, whose product is annotated as protein disulfide-isomerase. The transcript has 8 exons. Gene Ontology annotation, cellular component: endoplasmic reticulum. Lineage: Eukaryota; Metazoa; Arthropoda; Insecta; Hymenoptera; Apidae. Gene Ontology annotation, molecular function: protein disulfide isomerase activity. Gene Ontology annotation, biological process: protein folding; response to endoplasmic reticulum stress. Bases 141 to 1628 code for a protein of 495 amino acids. The record is from RefSeq and is a predicted model, not a curated record.
UAUUCCUCAACGAAUGGUGUUGGUGACUUUAAUCUCAAUAUUGUAACGGUAGAAUCCGUUAUUUUGUCGUACGAUUAAUUAAAAUUUAUAUACGUGUCGUGAUAUAAUUUAUCAAGAAAUAACAUUGUCUUCGUUUAAAGAUGAAGAUUUUUGCAUUAACAAUUGUAAUAAUUUGUUUCUUUACUUUUAGUCUUGCAAAAAUUGAAAUCGAAGAUUCGGUUUUAGUGCUUACAAAAGAUAACAUCGAAGAAGCAAUCGAACAAAAUGAUUAUCUGCUCGUUGAAUUUUAUGCACCAUGGUGUGGACAUUGUAAAGCUUUAGCACCUGAAUAUGCUAAAGCAGCUAAAAAGUUACAAGAUGGUAGUUUUCCUAUAAAAUUAGCUAAAGUUGAUGCAAUUAUUGAAACAGAAUUAGCUGAAAAACAUGGAGUUCGUGGAUAUCCUACCCUUAAAUUUUAUCGUAAAGGAUCAGCUAUUGAUUAUAGUGGAGGCCGUCAAGCAGAUGAUAUUGUAAAUUGGGUAAUAAAAAAAUCAGGCCCUGCUGCUAAAAAUUUAUCAACAAUUGAAGAAGCUAAAUCAUUUAUUGAGUCACAUAAUAUUGCUAUUAUUGGAUUCUUUAAGGAUAUAGAAUCAGAUAGUGCAAAAGUAUUUUUAGAAGUUGGUAAUGCUGUUGAUGAUCAUGUUUUUGGUAUAAGUAAUAAUGAUAAAGUUUUCAAUGAAUACGGAGUAGAAGAUGGUAAAAUUGUUUUGUUUAAAAAGUUUGAUGAAGGCAGAAAAGAAUUUAAUGAGGAACUUGAUGUUAAAAAAUUACAAAAUUUCAUUUCUGUACAUUCACUGCCAUUAGUUGUUGAUUUCAAUCAAGAUACAGUACAAAAGAUAUUUAGUGGUGAUAUCAAAAGCCAUCUUCUUGUUUUCCUUAGUAAAGAAGCUGGUCAUUUUGAAGAAUAUGUAGACAAAAUUAAAGAACCAGCAAAAAAAUUUCGUGGAGAAGUUUUAUUUGUGACAAUUAAUGCUGAUGAAUCUGAUCAUGAACGCAUCUUAGAAUAUUUUGGUAUGAAAAAAAGUGAAGUACCUGCUAUGCGUAUUAUAAAAUUUGAACAAAUUAUGGCUAAAUACAAACCAGAAAAGCCAGAAAUAUCUACUGAAAAUGUGUUGGAAUUUGUAACUGCAUUUAUUGAAGGCAAAUUGAAAAGGCAUUUUCUUACACAAGAUUUGCCAGAAGAUUGGGAUAAGAAUCCUGUGAAAGUUCUUGUUGGUACUAACUUCCAUGAAGUUGCAUAUGAUAAAAAGAAAAACGUUUUAGUUGAAUUUUAUGCUCCAUGGUGUGGGCAUUGCAAACAACUAGCUCCUAUAUAUGAAGCACUUGGAGAAAAAUAUAAAGACAGUGAAAAUUUAGUUAUAGCAAAAAUGGAUGCUACUGCAAAUGAAUUAAAAGAUGUUAAAGUUAGUAGUUAUCCAACAAUUACUCUUUAUAAAAAAGAAACAAAUGAAGCUGUAGAAUAUAAUGGUGAAAGAACGCUUGAAGGACUUUCUAAAUUUAUUGAAUCUGAUGGUGCUUAUGGUCAAGCUGCAGAAGAAGCUCAAGAAGAAGAUGAAGAUGAUGAUGUGCCAAGAAAAGAUGAGUUAUAGAUAUGUGACAUAUGAAGAAACAAUUCCAUAGUUUCUCAUAACAACGUUUAUAAAUUUAAUAAUUCUGCUUAAAAGAUAUUAAUUUAUAGAAGA